This is a messenger RNA of Prunus avium (sweet cherry), 1659 nucleotides long. RefSeq names its product beta-glucosidase 11-like. Lineage: Eukaryota; Viridiplantae; Streptophyta; Magnoliopsida; Rosales; Rosaceae. Gene Ontology annotation, biological process: carbohydrate metabolic process. Gene Ontology annotation, molecular function: beta-glucosidase activity. The record is from RefSeq and is a predicted model, not a curated record.
CUUCUAAUUUUCUCAAAAUAUACUCCAUAUCCUACUAAUAAGUUGAACUUGGCUUAAGCAAUAAGCAGUGGGUUUGGCAGUUGGAAUCAAUGUCGGAAGUUUCACUUCUGCUGUGUUUUCUUCUCAUAAAUCUUUCUUCAGGCACAGAUAACUUUAGCAGAGAUGACUUCCCACCGGGCUUUGUUUUCGGUGCUUCCUCCUCUGCUUAUCAGGUGGAAGGUGCUGCAGACGAAGAUGGGAGGACCCCAAGCAUCUUCGACACAUAUACUCAUGCUGGGAAUUAUCAUGGAGCCACUGGAGAUGUAGCUUGUGAUGGGUAUCACAAAUACAAGGAAGAUGUCAAACUAAUGGCGGAUACUGGUUUAGAGGCAUAUAGAUUUUCAAUCUCAUGGUCAAGACUUAUCCCAAAUGGAAAAGGACCUGUCAAUCCGAAGGGUCUACAAUAUUAUAACAAUCUUAUCGAUGAACUAAUCAGCAAUGGAAUUCAGCCACAUGUUACUUUACACCACAGUGAUCUCCCACAAGCACUUGAAGAUGAGUAUGGAGGAUGGGUUGGUCAAGAGAUUGUAAAAGACUUCACAGCAUAUGCAGAUGUAUGCUUCAAAAAUUUUGGCGACAGAGUUCUGUAUUGGACUACCAUUAAUGAACUUAAUAUUUUUUCACUUGCGGGUUAUGAUAUUGGAUUACUUCCGCCACAACGGUGUUCAGCUCCAUUUGGUGUGAAUUGUUCUAGGGGUAACUCCUCAGUAGAGCCAUACAUUGCAGCUCAUCAUCUAUUGCUAUCUCAUGCAUCGGCAGCUAGAUUGUACAAGAAAAAGUACCAGGACAAGCAACAUGGAUUUGUAGGAAUCAAUGUAUUUGCCUAUUGGUUUGUUCCUCUAACAAAAACCAUUGAAGAUGAACUUGCUGCCCAAAGAGCCCUCGACUUUUAUUCUGGUUGGAUUUUGAAUCCCUUGGUGUUUGGAGAUUACCCUGAUGUAAUGAAAAAGAACGUAGGCUCUAGACUUCCUGCCUUUACUAGUUUGGAGUCCCAAAGUGUGAAAGGUUCAUGUGACUUCCUGGGAAUUAAUUAUUAUAACACAUUAUACGCCAAGGACUACUCUAGCAGCUUAAAGACGGAAAAGAGAGACUUUAAUGCAGACUCAGGAAUAAAGAUUAUGCGUCUACAAAAUGAUACAACAUUUGAGUUUCCAAUAACUCCCUGGGGCCUGCAACGACUGCUGGAAUAUGUCAAGCAAAACUAUGGAAAUCCUCCAAUAUAUAUCCAUGAAAAUGGUCAACGAACUCGACGCAAUUCAUCGUUAGAGGAUUGGCCAAGGGUGAAAUAUUUGGACGGACACAUCCAAACUUUGCUUGAAGCUGUAAGGAAUGGAUCAAACGUCAGAGGCUAUUUUAUAUGGUCCUUUUUGGAUUCCCUUGAGCUGCUGGACGGCUAUGAAUCAAGCUACGGCCUCUACUACAUCGAUUUGGAUGACCCUGAUUUAAGAAGACAACCCAAACUCUCUGCUCACUGGUACUCCCAGUUUUUAAAGAGAAAGAACGUCAUCAGCUUAGAUGGGUUUUUUAAAUCCCUUCCCCAUGAUCGCCUUCAGUAGAUUUCAUGUAAAGAAAGAUGCAUGUUUUUACUCCCCCUAGAAAUUCUGUCUAUGUAAUUGAAAA